This is a messenger RNA of Melanotaenia boesemani (Boeseman's rainbowfish), 4892 nucleotides long. It is a transcript of the gene pot1, whose product is annotated as protection of telomeres 1 homolog. The transcript is spliced from 20 exons. The record is from RefSeq and is a predicted model, not a curated record. The coding region runs from base 2244 to 4640 and encodes 798 amino acids. Gene Ontology annotation, biological process: telomere capping; regulation of telomere maintenance via telomerase. Lineage: Eukaryota; Metazoa; Chordata; Actinopteri; Atheriniformes; Melanotaeniidae. Gene Ontology annotation, molecular function: telomerase inhibitor activity; G-rich strand telomeric DNA binding. Gene Ontology annotation, cellular component: nuclear telomere cap complex; chromosome, telomeric region.
UGUCCUAGCCUUGGCGUAUAGCAGCAGAAUUAAACUGAUUUGUCAAUGUUCCCAGUUGUACUUUGUUGCAGCAUUUACUCCGAGUCUUACAUAUAUUGCAGAAUAAUGAAAGGCUUCUUGUUUGGAUUUGAUAAAUUAUAAUUUGUUCUCUAAAGUUUUAGUGUAUAACUCUAAACAAUUUAAAAUUUCACUCUAAAUUAUAAACAAAGAACAACUAAAGAAGGAACAUAAUGAGUCCAGCCUGAGCUGAGAUUUGAUGACGUUACUCAACAGCUUUUCUAUAACGUCUGUACAGUUUGGAACUGUGACAUUUUCUUAUUCAGUAACAGAAAAUGACUCAGUGAUGAACCUCCAGGUGUAGGUGAGCACUUUGAAAAUGUGAAUGAAUCCCUCCUGUGAUUCACCGUGGUCUAAAUCAGAUUUUAAUUUCAAACUAUUUUUUUCCUCCAAUAAUUCCUGUCUGAUUUUUCCACCUGACUGAGUGGCUGACUGUACGGUUCACUGAUCAGCUCAUCUGCCUCUCAGGCUGUUUCUGCUCCACCAUCCUUUUCCUCAGUCUGCAAGGUACCACCAAGGGACUCGCCAGAUAAAUCUGCCCGAAAUCAAACUAACAAGCUCUGACAGCUAGCAACAAGCUCUGGCAGCUACCAGCUGGGGACAUGGCCAACACUUUUCUGGGUUUCUCUGCGAAACAGCUCACAUGCUUUAACCCUCCUACGUUGCUGUUGACAAUAUUGUGGUUUUCUUCUACAGAGGUUUUUUCUGAUUUUAAAUCUGUCUGUGGUGUAGGGCAGUUCUACUGGACUCAACCAGUGAUCACACAUUGGAUCAGUGUUUGUCAGCAGCUUCAUAUUUGUUGUUCCCAUACAGAUGACAGCUUGAGUGACACCACCUGACUGCUCCAAAUGUUUCAUUAGUGGCAGAAUGAAUUGUUAUAUUAUAAUAGUUUAGUUGACUAGUUGUGUUUUUAUUUUUUAUUUUGUUUUUUAACAUUCUGUGGGCUCUAGUGUCCUAGUACAGCAGGUAGAUGAGGAAGUGGUUCAGAGAGACACCAAGACUGAACCUGAGUUGGCUGCAUCAAGUGGUAGUAGCCUCUUGCUAUGCAACAGCUUCUAUGUCUGAUAAACUAGACACUGCAUCAACAGGAGCGUCCAGCUACAACAAAACCAGCUAUUUUCUGUGGUUUUUCCAUCUGGUCUUUUUGCUCUACUAGAUUAUAGACCGAGAUGCACGAUGGUGUGGUGGUUAGACACCACCAGCCUCACAGCAAGCAGGUUGCUGGUUCAAGUCUUGGCACACUUCCCACUAUCCAAAGACAUCUGUGUUAGGUUACUCUGAAUUCUCCCUAGGAGUGAGUGUGAGUGCUUGUUUUUGUCUGUGUGUUAACCCUGCGAUGGAUUUCUUUUGCAGGGUGCACCCUGCAUCUCGCCUGCUAAUUGCUGGGAUUGGCUGCAGCUGUUCCCCUAAGAAAAUGGAUGGAUACAUGAUUAGAUUAUAGACCAUAAAAUAUAAUAUGGGUAAAGUCCAAUGCUUUUAAAUAAUGUACAAUAUUUUUAUUUGCUCGGCAAUGAUUAUUAUUUGUAAUCGCAAAUUAAUUAAAUGAAAUGUUGGGAUUAAUAUGGUCCGUAUUUACACAGCGCUUUACUGUACCUGGAAUGAUACCCAAAGCGCUUUACAUCAUACAUCACUUUUACCCAUUCACACACACAUUCACACACUGAUGGCAGAAGCUGCCAUGCAAGGCGCUAACCACAACCCAUCAGGAGCAGUUAGGGGUUCCCUUACAUGUUGGUUUCAAAUGUUGUCAUAUGUCGACAUCCUCAUCCUUCCCUGCUAGGAACAGAGAUUCACUGAUUUGAAUCAGUGGUCCACGGCAGACGUUUUGUGAUGCGACUGCACAGGUAGCGUCAGUGUGCUUCGAAAACAGCUGUCGGCUAAGUGCACGGUGCGUCUUUCUUAGCGUGUCCGCAGUGGAGGUCUGUGCUUCUUGUUUUUUUUUUUCUUUUUUUAAUAAGAGGCAAAGAGAAAUUUCCCAAAUAAAAGUAUUGUAUAAGAUAAGAAUGAGAUUAUUACAUAGAUUAUCUUCUUUGCACCCCUAUUUUCGAAGCGCUUUAAACACAUCAUCAAUAUCUUUUGGUGUUCAUUAAAACAGACGGGAGCUGGGUGGUGCAUCCACAAUUAGUAGCGAGACAGCAGGUGAAGAGGAGAUAUUCAGUGUAUGUAAGUUUUGUCAUCUCAACAUCAUGCCUGUCCAUGUGCUCUCAGAGGGUAAAGAGUUAACCUCCCAGGUACCUGCACACCUGUCCAGGAUUCCCAUCUCUUUCAUCAGCACCAGCACUGACUGUGCCAACAAAAUAGUCAAGGGGAAAGUGGUUCACAAGGGGCCAUUGGUGGCGGUAACACCUAAUAACUUCAUCCUAAAGACUGUCAUCAAAGAAGACGAUUCUCUGCAGACCAUCUCGUCUCAGAACCUGUCCAUCAACGUUGUCCUGUUCGGAGCGCUGGCCAAGAACUUCAGUAAGGAUGUUAAUCAAGAGGAUGUAGUGGUGGCCUCUGGCUUCACUGUAGGCAAAUCUCCAACAGCUAAUAAGGACAAACUUCACCCCUGUAACCUGCUGCUGUCGGGAGAUGAUGCAUACAUCUAUGUGUCCCGCCAACAGCCUUCUCCUGAUCAAAGAUCCGUGCUGGCAAACAAGAGGAGCUCCACUCUUUCGGCUGAAGUUUCCAGGGCACCCAAGGCUCCAAAAUACACUUAUGUGCGACUAGAUGACCUGAAAGCUGGAUCUGUUGUCAACGUGUAUGGUGUGGUGGUGUUCUUCAAACAGCCCUUCAGGAGUCGUGGUACCGAUCUCUGCUCCAGCCUGAAGAUCACUGAUCAGUCCAACCGAAGAGUGGGCUGUACCAUCUUCCAUGAGAAUCUGGAGAAUCAUCCCAAAAUCUUUCAGAUGGGAGACAUCAUCCGCAUGCAUAGGGUCAAGGCUCACUUAUUCAACAAUGCCAUGACGCUGGUCAACACGUUUGGUUUCUCUGUGUUGGCGUUUGAUGGAGCAGUGGGCAGCGUCAUGGAACCUCGGACAUCCAGCGUCCAAUAUCAGUUUGACGAGGAGGACCGACGGACGGUGGAGGAGCUGCGAUCCUGGGCCGCCAGUCAGGCUGUCCUUCCUCCGGUUUCAGCCUCAGUCCCCCUGUCUGCUGUUCAGCCCAGAGACUACUUCGACCUGACCUGCCAGCUGCUGGCCAAAGCUCCCAUCGACACCACCUGCACUCUGCUCAAGGUGUGGGAUGGGACCAGGUGUCCUCACACUUUGCUUAAAGUAAUCGUCGAGCCAGAUGUCACAGAGGGACCAUCCUCCUUUUCGAAGCAGAAAGAAGACAUGAUCGCCAAUGUUCUUGUCUACGACAACCAUGUGGAGUUUGCCAGACAGCUAAAGCCUGGUACUUUUCUGAGGAUCUACAACCUGAGAGCAAUCCCAGGAUCCAGUAAGGUGCCAGGCCUCACCAGCAGCCAAUCAGAAGAGGUGUCCCACCUGGCUUUUCACCUGCAUGGGGGGACAUCUUAUGGCAGAGGGAUUCGGGUUCUUCCAGAAAAUGCUUCUGAAGUGCAGGAGCUGAAGAGAGUCAUUGAGUCCUUUUCAGAAGAGGUUGAUGACGAAGUUGCUGAGCUGAACGACUCAGAGCUGUUGGAGGUCUGGACCACUCCACCCGAAUCUUUUGAUGAGGGACCAGUAGAGUGUCGCUCAGAGAGAACUUGUGACCACCACAUGCAGCUGGUGACGCUGUCCCAGCUGAAGCAGAGUGAUCCGGACCACGUCCAAGUUUACCAUGUCCGAGCCCAGCUGAGGUCUUAUGAGCCCCAAAGACUCUAUCAGGCUCUGAAACUCUUCUGCAGCAAGUGUAAAUCAAUUCAGGACAUCCCAGAUGAUGAACUGGUGGCUGGUAUAUUCUCUGAAGCAUCUAAGCACUCUGAAGCUUACAGCCCUCCACCGUGGGCCCUCUCUGGACACACUGACCUUCCCAGAGACUCCCCGGGAUCCCCGCCACGAGCACUGAGAAUCCACCUCUCCUCCCAGCUCAUGUCAGAGGGAAAAACUAAGGAACUUAUCUUCCUCAUGGGGACUUCUUUGGAGGAAACGUGCCAGCUAACAGCAGAAUUCCAGAACAUUGUUCCUGUGACGACAUCAGGUCACCUGAAUCUACUCGACCUAUCGGCACCUUUCCUGUUCAGAGGCAGAAGGAGAUACUUCGGGUGUAAACGAUGCUCUGAAACGGCAGUGAGGGAACCCAGUGCUGAGGGAGUCAAGACAAUCGAUGAGAAGAUCAUUGCAGAGGCGAUCGGUGUUAAGCCUCUGCAGUUUGUCCUGCUGAUGAAAAUGGAGCUGCAGGAUGCCACUGACACACUGGACGUCUUCCUGUGGAAACAUGCUGAGUUGUUCUUCGAUGUGUCAGCAGAGGACAUAGCGACCAAUCAGGAUGCUCAGGACCGGGUCCGUCAAACCAUGGACUCCCUCUGUCCACCAGAGGGCAGCAUGGGGCGGCGCCCAUGGCUGGACUUUUGUCUGAUGGCGUACAGAGCAGAAGGUAACGGCCAGACUUGCUACCAGAUCUGCAACACCUCCAUCGUUAGACCUUCAGCCACCUGAUCGGACUCUGCCUGAUCAUCCAAAGCUCAAAGAUCACUGGAGUCCUGCAGGAACAGUUUUUUAUCUGAUCCUGUUUUAAAUGAUCUGUUUCAUGUCCGCUGAGGUUGUUUACCAUAUCUGCAGUUAUAGUUUUUUAUAUUAAUUAAACGUGUAAAUAUAAUUAUCAGACAGUGAUGUGACUCAUGUUUUAAUUUGCUGUUUCUUGUACAGUUUGUAUUGUCCUCUUCAGAAUAAAGUUGCAUAAUUAUACGU